Frankliniella occidentalis (western flower thrips) is the source of this 3956-nucleotide messenger RNA. RefSeq names its product basigin (gene Bsg). Lineage: Eukaryota; Metazoa; Arthropoda; Insecta; Thysanoptera; Thripidae. Gene Ontology annotation, cellular component: axon; plasma membrane. The coding region runs from base 255 to 1394 and encodes 379 amino acids. The transcript has 9 exons. Gene Ontology annotation, molecular function: cell-cell adhesion mediator activity. The record is from RefSeq and is a predicted model, not a curated record. Gene Ontology annotation, biological process: axon guidance; dendrite self-avoidance; homophilic cell-cell adhesion.
AAGUCCAUCCAGGAGAGAAGAACGAGAGGAGCGGACGAGCCUUUGCCGUCUAGCUGUCAGUUCGUUUCAAAGGCCAUGCAGUUCUGCUAGUUCGCCAUUUUGGAUGGGCUCUGAAGUUGAUUUUAUCGAAUCUGUAUUUUUAUAGCAUUGCGAACUGAUAUUCGGAGACAACUGCCGAGAUCCCCAGCAGUCAGCAGGGGACGGUGCCUGGCGAGACCUUGUCCUGGUUUGAAGGAACUUUUUGCUCUUGGAAAAUGGAUUCAUUGCGUUUCCUGAGACUUCCUACACAUGCCCUAGGAAUUUUCAUUGUCCUAGGAUGUAUUCUAUCGAUACGCGCAGGCGACGGGCAACAAGUUGUCUAUGAAGGCAACAAAGUUGUUGUUGAAGGUGACCCGUUUACUAUCACAUGUCACUUAACUGUCUAUGAUGUAAUUAAAUGGCAACUGAAUGAACAAACAAUCAACCCUGACUCUGAAAAUCAAUAUAAAUUGGAAGAGGAAAAAAUUAACGGGAAAGUUGUUGCAAAACUCUCAGUUUUACAAGCUCAACAUUCCCAUACUGGUAGCUAUCGCUGCACGUCAUUUUCCAAUGUCACCCAUCAGGUUUACGUGUUAAGUGCCAAUUCAGUGAAGCCGAACUGGGACUUUGAACCUUACAAGGUUUUCAAAUAUGAUACUGCAUUUGCACUGCAGUGCAAUGUCACUGGUACCCCAGGCGGUCAGUUUGUUUUGAGAUGGUACAAGGAAGACAAAGUUAUUGAGCCUACUGCUAAUAAAUAUAUCUUUAAACCAGAAGAGAACACACUAAUGGUUUAUUAUGCAAGUGAUGAUGAUGUUGGAAACUACACAUGCCAAGCGGUGAAUGCCAAGACCAAUAGCACUGAAAGUGUCAUGAGGGCUGUCAUCCAGGUUAUUGGUUUCCCUAAAAUCACUUUGCCUGGUGACACACCUGUUGUUGAGGGUGAAAGGCUCAAGCUGCACUGCCAAGUAAAAGGCUACCCAACACCUAGUGUUGUAUGGAGCGUUGAUGGCAUGCCUGUGAAUGAAUCUGAUGCCCGUAUCAGGUUUGAAAAUGAUGGAAAAGUUGCUAGAGCUUUCCUUAUCAUUGACAACGUGCAAUUGAGUGACAGAAAAACAUACACCUGCAAGGCAUCGAACAUAGCCAACCAGGACUCAACCGGAGUAGAAGAGAAAACAUUUGUCCGAGUUAAAGACAAGCUCGCUGCUCUUUGGCCAUUCUUGGGAAUUUGUGCUGAAGUGGCUGUUCUUUGCACUAUCAUUCUCAUCUAUGAAAAGAAGCGCAACAAGUCAGAGUUGGAUGAGAGUGACACUGAUCAAAGUCCCGAGCAGAAAAACACUCCAGACCACGGCAAGGAUGUGAGGCAACGCAAGUGAAAAGAUAGAAGGAUUUUUAUUCUAAGAACAAUCAUGGAAACUUAAAUCAGAACCAGAGAAGUAGUUUUAUAUUUCAUUCAUUUAGAAUUCCAAAGACAUGAAACUAGGAGAAUUUUAUUGUUUGUGUGGCAUUUUAUGGAAGAUGUUGUUUAUUGUUUACUGUGGUUGUCAGAUGCAGUAAAUGGAGCAGUACUUCAUAACAAUCAUUGGUACAUCUCAUGAAAAGUAGAAGCCCUGUGAAUCAUAAUCUUUCUGUGGUUCUGAGAAGUUUUAUUUUUUCAAGUGUCAAAAGUUCAUCAAUAUUAUCGCUGUCACUUACAGGAAUGUUUUAUUUUAUGAGCACAGGGACUAUUAUUGAUCUUGACUGUAAUACUGAGAUACACAACAGAGUGUGUGACAGACAAUUGGACACAUAGUAGUACUUGUUAGUUUUGCCUCAAGCUAUUGCAGCAGUUAAUUACGUAAUUUGAUAUGAUUUUGAGUUGAAACCAUUGGUGUCCAGACAGGGUAUUUAUCCUGUUCGACCAAUCAGGGUCUUUGUAUUAUUGGUUUCACUGCCAUUUUUUGUUUUCUUUUUUUUAAUUUUCUUUAAUUUUUCAUUUCAGGCAGUGUCAAUAACUAGUGUAGGUAAGACCUUGCUUUUGUGAUUUAUUUUUUAAUGGAAAACAUGUUUGUAUUUGAUUAAACAUUUGUUUCAAUAUAGUCAAUGGCUAUUAAAGUUAAGCACUUCAUUGUUAUUCAUAUUUCAUACUCCUAAUCAAAGUAUCCCUCUUUUGUUUGGCUGAUUAACAUUACUCCUUGAAUGUAAGAUUUAGCAAACUUCUGCUAGCUCUUAACCACCUUUUUUGAAAACAAAUAUGGUAUCUUAAUUGUAGUGUCACAUCUAGUUGAUGUCAUGAAUGUGUUGUAUAUAGAUUUUAUUACAUGUAUAUAACUCUGAAACCUCCUUUCUUUUAUGUUUGUUCCUUCUUUCAACAUUUCCACGUUAACUUUUGUCUUAAGGUGUAGAAGUCUGGCAUAUUUUGCGUACUAGCCAAUGUUUUGAUGCAGACCGUUAUACCUUAAUAGUGUUAAAAUUUAUCUGAUUUCAUAAAUAUAUUCGUUAACUAUUGGGCGUGAUUCUGAUUGUUGGUGCUUCCUCUUUGCCCAGUAAAUAAAACCACACACCUUGUGUGUAAGAUGUUGCAGCUCUUUAGAGUACUUAAUAUGCAUUUGUUUGGAUUUUGGAUCCUUUGAUAGAUGGGAGCUUUCCUGGAGACACAUCAGCCACAGCGAUAGUGUGAAGUGAUGGCUAAGAACACUGAGAGCUAUGUGUGUGAAUUUGUUCAAUAGUUUCCAUUGCAGUAAUUUAUCUACUGCAUUGGGUUCUGAGGAGCGUAGAAUCCUUUACUGUUCAACUAUUGCUAUAUUUUUUACUACAUACAUGUAUAAAUUUUACUUAAGUACUCUGCACUCAAGUUCUUAAAAUUGCUUGUUGGCAAGAUAACCUUUCCUGAUCAGUGGUGUUUGUUGUGAUACUGUAUUUGUUAUUUUGGACUUGUGUGGUGCUGUAUUCUGAAUUGCAGAUUUGCAACAGGAACAUAAUUUUUAUUGUUACUGUUAAGAGUUUUGGGUUGCACCCUCCAACUUUAUUGAAAACUGUUAGAUCCAUCCUUGGUGUACUGGAGGAGACCUUACACUUAGAUUUGUAUUGGUUCAGAGACACACUAGUAAGAACUGUCAUUACAUCAAUUUUAAUUUUAGCUUCUUGAUUCUUAAUUAUUUUGUUGCUACAGACAUAAGUGUUGAAUGUAAUGUUUUAUAAUUUUCGUAGUUCACAACUAUUUUUCUGAAACUCUAAAACCAUUGAAAAUUUUGUCUUAAAAUACAAGUAAGAGAGUGAAGUUGUUACCUGCUUGCAUAUUUCUUCAAUCAUUAGAUGUAGAACACAGCAUGCUAUCAUUCUGCAAUGUUGCUGGCACAUAAAUUUCAGAUUUAAACUAAUUUAAAUUAACUGUAGAAAUCUUUUACAUUGUAGAUUAAAAGGUGAUAAAAUGAAAAAGAUUUUUACUACUUUAAAGUUGUACUUUGUUCACUUUUCCAAGCCAUUAGACUGCGGUAUGAUUGCAGAACUACGAAACGAUUGUGGUUCUUGGCAUUCAUUUUGGCUCUCCCCUGCACUCAGGCCACUGUGUGUAGGAGGGGUUUGGUACUAAGCAGCAAUAAAUUAAACAGCGUCCUAAUUUUAGGUCACAUUGAUUUUUGAUCUGCAAUAUUUGAGGUCAGGAAGAAUGAGAUUGUACCAUUCACUGUUGAUUGGGUUCAAUUUGUUUUUGUUUUUUUUAACUUAUGAUGCUUAAAGACCAAAGAUGUCCCUCUCGGGAUUGUUUUCGGUCCAUACCCUAAUCUCUUAAUCCUCCUGAUCUCUGUUUACACUGCCACUGUGAUCUGCAAAAUUCAAUAUGCUUUGAAUCUUUAAUUUGAUUUCUCUCAUUUUUGGGUGACUGAAAUUUUAGCCUAAAUUAUGGUAAAAUCAUCUGUGAAAUACUUAAGGGUCAAUAAAGUGUUACAAAGUACUCAAAA